GCGGCAAUGUCGUCCCAAGUGAGAGGACACCGGCCGGCCGGCGAUAACCCGUGGGUGUGCCCCAACGACCGGCAGCUGGCGCUCCGGGCCAAACUGAAGUCGGGCUGGUCGGUCAAGACCAGCAGCCUACAGCAAUACCGGAAGCCGGCACCGCUCAACGAGCGCGAGCAGCACGUCAUCGUCAACGUCAUUCAAAAGGCAGAGUCGUUCGAGAAAAAGGAACAGAUGAGGGUUGGAAAACUGGUGGAGCGGCUGGACAACAUGCGGCGACACGCAGUCGGUAACGGCGCCAGCACCUGCGUCCUCUGCGGCGAAAAGUUCGGCCUGCUCGCCAGCUCCAAGCUCAAGUGCAAGGACUGCCAUAAGGCGGUAUGCCACAAAUGCGUGGUGGACACAUCCUCCACCGCCGGCGAGCAGUGGCUGCUCUGUAAAAUCUGCGCCGAGACAAGGGAGGUGUGGAAAAAGUCCGGCGCCUGGUUCUUCAAAGGAAUGCCUCGUUACGUGAUGCCCGACCCGAAGCGGCCGCCGCUGGCGAAUGGAGCGGGUUCGCGGCGGCGCGCCGCCUCGGCCGAGAACCCCGGCUCACCGUCCGGCUCCACCCGCUCGGCCCGCUACAGCUGGGCCAAACACGUGCAGAAUAGCGCUAACGGUGAUCCCUCCAGCCCCGGCUCGGACGCACGGUCGGCGCCCCCGCUCUCCGGCCGCGCCAGUCCUGCCGUGGAGCGCCGCACCGGACCCCCGGACCGCACCACCAGCCUGGGGUCACAGCGCAGCUCCAGUCUGGGCUCGGAGAGGGGCGCUAGCGUGGAGUCGGGCCGCGGACCGAGUCUGGAGUCGGAUCGCGGAGUCAGCCCGGCGCGGACCGUCGACUCCAGCUCGGAGGAUGAGGACGCGCCACGGCGGUCGGCCGUGCGCCGGGUCACCACCUACGAGCGCGUACCUCCGCAGAUGGUCAGCCCAGCCGAGGAGCAGGCGGAGACGCGGCCGGAAACGACAACCAACGGCGACGCACCACAAGCUGACCGUACCGAGACGACUGUGAGGAGGAGCUGGUCCGGUCUGCCGGCACCCCACCGGACCAAACGGGGAUCACUGCCGGGCAGCGACGGGCCUACCGGCGACUGUUCGACGAGCCGGUCCUGCGUCGGUUCACCUCGGUCUACGGCCGCGCCGGGGGCGGGGGCGGGGGCGGGGGCGGGGGCGGCUGGUCGCAGGCGGGCCAGCAUCAGUGGUGGGCGGAGUGGACUCUACUGCUCUCCCAGCCACAGUUCCAGACACGGUGGGAGCGCCGGCACCGCCGAGUUCUCAGUCAUGGUCGACCCGGCGGUGGAAUCAAUACACUGUUGCGUCCACAGAGUACGGGGUUUGUGUCCGCUGGACGGAGAGAUUGUAAACGCCUACGUAAAACUGCAUCUGGUGCCUGGUUUGCAUAAGACGAACAAGCUUCGGACGCGAACGGUGUCGGGCUCCUCAGACGCCGAGUUUAACGAAACUCUCACCUACUGCAACGUUCACUCAGAUGUGGUGGCCAGCAGCACUCUGUGGGUGUCGGUACUCGAUGAGAACCCGAACGGCCACGACAUCCUGGGUGAGACGCUGGUGCGGCUGGCUGACAUCCCUCCGCACCGGCUGCACUUCUUCUGCAAACCCCUGCUCCCCAUAGGCAGCGGCGACUGCGACUCGUACCAGGGCCGGAUAUUGUUGUCUCUGAAGUACGUCACCACCCGGCGAGUCCUGGUGGUCGGCGUGGUCCGCUGUGUCGACCUGCCCGCCCCGGACGGCAAUGGAGUGCCCGACCCCUUCGUCAAAGUCCAACUGCGACCGGCGCCGGGUCAGUUCCGGACAGCCAUCUGCUGGAAAAGUCCCAACCCAAAGUUCAACGAGGAGUUCUGCUUCCGGUGCCGCCGCUCGGAGCUGCCCAGACACACCCUGGACCUACGCAUCUACGACAAAGAUAUCAGCAAAAGCAACGACUUCAUCGGCAGUCUCCAACUGAGCAUAGACUCGCACGGGGCGAGAUUACGUCAUUGGUUCGACGCCCUCAAUUACGUGGACACGCGGCACGACCGGUGGCAUGAGCUGAGCGCCACCCUUCCCGGUCCGCCGCCUUCCUGAGGCCGGGGGUCGAGUCGGAACUCAACCAGCGAGGACUGCCAAUCAUUCGACAGAAAACGAUCGUGUUUGCCAAACAAGUGCCGAUGUUCCCAGUUCCUUGAAGUGGUUGUUUUGCCUGGAACAGUAGCGUAGCAAUGAGUUUGAUGAAAUGGAAAUGAUUGAAAACCGGCUAACACAUGUUUAUGUCACGCUCUACCUAUACCUAUUUAUGUCAAACGCUUGAAUACCAACUUUAGCCUUGAGCUCACAUAAUUGAAAAUAUGUCAGCGAUUGGUCAGGCCAGGCAGACAUAGAACAUCGAACAGGAGCACACCGUAAACAUGCGGCACGGGCUGCCCUGCGUUCGGGAUCAGGCGCAGAACUAUUAAUCUUUCAUUGCUAUUUUCCCUGUGUUUCAAAAGUAGCCCCAAUAUGCGUGUACCUCAGAUAGGCUCGACACGUUAUCUCGAUUAUAAUGAGCAAUGGUAUGUGAAGACGCAAUUUCGACUGCAACGAUAAUGACAUGCUGUAGGUUAAUCGAUUCACGUUUGACUUCAUAUGAGUAUUAGCAUUCGGAAACAUGAGCUCAUGAAUCGUAUAUCUCUUGUGAGUCUUGUGACUCAUAAUUAACGAAGAAGUCACACCAAACCGUCAUCGAAUCCAUCUACCUGUUACCUAAUUAGGUACUAAUAGGACUCAGACCGCGAGUCCGAGGCCCGAGCUGUAUGUACCAUCUCUUCGUUGUGAUGCGAUGCUUAGCGAUUUGUAGGAUCAUACUUACAAACUUUGGCAUUUCUAAUCACGAAAACAUUCUCUCUGUGUGUGCAGCCUAUCUGAAUGUGGACGGAUAUCCUUGACAACGUAUCGCGCUGGCCGCUGCCGUGGUUGUUAGUUGCCGUUCCCAUGGCAACAUGCCAACAAGCAUAUCCGUUAUUGUGUGUUGAGUAGCUACGUGUUGUUACGUAUAUUUUAUACUCAUGUCGAGCGAUGGUGGAGGGAGCAGGCAGGUCAUUCCUGUGAAUCAAUACAUUUGGAUGUUGGCA
Molecule: messenger RNA, 3137 nt
Organism: Amphibalanus amphitrite
Lineage: Eukaryota; Metazoa; Arthropoda; Thecostraca; Balanomorpha; Balanidae
Product: rabphilin-3A-like
Exons: 15
Coding region: 7-2115 (702 amino acids)
Biological process (GO): intracellular protein transport
Cellular component (GO): membrane
Molecular function (GO): small GTPase binding
Source: RefSeq, a predicted model, not a curated record